Messenger RNA from Amphimedon queenslandica, 3031 nucleotides. RefSeq lists its product as uncharacterized. NCBI's taxonomy places the organism in Eukaryota, Metazoa, Porifera, Demospongiae, Haplosclerida, Niphatidae. The record is from RefSeq and is a predicted model, not a curated record. The transcript is spliced from 4 exons. Bases 282 to 2996 code for a protein of 904 amino acids. Gene Ontology annotation, biological process: regulation of apoptotic process. Gene Ontology annotation, molecular function: ADP binding.
AGAUAAAUAGAGUAUACUGAAACAAAAGGACAGCUCAAAGUGGUUCUCACAGCUAGAAUGGCUGGAUAAAAAGACAAGAUUGCUCACCCUGUCCUUCUUACAAAAAUCCGCCAUUUUACCACCAACUCAGGUGCGCGUUAAUUAGAAAAAUUUCAUUGAAUAAGGUCCAUUGUGAUUGUACAGUAUUUUCCGAGGUAUUUAUUCUUUUACUCAUCUAUAUAGAAAAGGCCACUUAGCCCCUAGCCUACGUUGCAGCACCUUUUCGACUGCUCGACCAAAAAAUGAGUCAAAGCACUGAAAGCAGUAUCUUAGAGGUCUAUGGCACUAUCUAUACCCAAAAAUUUUCCGAGAGUAUUCAGAGGAAAGUCAUAAGAGGCUCCACUGCUUAUAUUCAUAAUUUUAUGGACGUAGAAGCAGUCCUGCCUCAUCUAUACUCAAAUGAUUUACUCUCAGAUAAUGAGUUUGAGAUUCUCUCGAAUCCUUGCCUCACUCGUCAGCAUAAAAUUAAUACUCUCGUAAAGGGGCUGCCUUUAAAAGAAUCUGAUUUUCUUGCUAAGUUUGUUGAGUGUCUACUGAAGACAACAGAUGGAACGGGACAUAGAAAGCUAGCCAAUGAAAUAACAAUGUAUCUCCUAUUCAUACUUGCUAAGAAGGAAAUUUAUUCUAAAGUUCAAGGGUUUGUAAAAAAACUAUGUUCCUUUGUUCUGCGAUUACUUUUCUUCUCUUUGAUAAUUUACUCUUUUGGCCGAAGCUGUUCGUUUGGAAUUCCUUUUGAGUACUCAUAUAUGCCACCAUUAACUGAUCUCCCAAAAAUUUAUUCAACAAAAUUACCAAAAGUUCAAAAUAUAUUUGUUGGCCGAGACACUGAACUACAGACUUUGGUCAGUUUUUUGAAUUUUCAUAACUCAACCGUUGAAAUAAUUGGAAUAUUUGGUGGACCUGGAAUUGGAAAGUCAACAUUGGCAAUAAGGGCUGGCCAUGAAGUAUCGAAUAAAAUAAACAAUGUCUCAGUUGAUUAUUUUGAUGUAUCGGAAGUUUUAUAUGUUCCUCAUCUUCUUCAUAAGAUUCUGGGAGGCAUGAUGAACAGUACUGAACACUCUGUAAUGAUAGAAGAAUUAAAGCAUUGGGCUCAAAAGAAUUCUUCCUAUCAAAAAGUUUUGAUAUUUGAUGGCUGUGAUAAGCUCUUUGACAGUAAUCAAAAAGGUAUGGUACAAGAGAUAUUUGAUAUUUUAAUUAAACAUUCAACUUCUGCAAAGAUAAUUUUUACAAGCAAGCACAUAGUAACAUUUAUUGGUCAAUUUAAGAAAAUAAAACUUGAGGAAUUACGUUUGGAAGAUGCUGUUAAUCUACUUAUGACACUAAAUUCUAAGUUGUUGGAACAAGAUGCAAUAAAAAUUGCUAAUGGUGUUGGAAGUGUACCUCUUGCACUUCAAGUUGUGGGAGCUCUUUUGGAAACAGAUACAAUGUCUCCUCAGGCAAUUGUCACUGAAAUUACAAACAACCCCAUUAAAGUGCUAAGCCCUGACUCACUCCCUGAAUAUUACAAAGUUCAAACAUCACUACAACUGUCAUAUGAUAGCUUAGAUGAUGAAUAUACACAAUCUUGCGCUCGUUUUCUAGCUAAUUUCCCUGGUUCUUUUAGUCAUGAUGCUGCUGUAGGUGUUUUAACAGAUAUGGUGAACAGGACAUAUUGGUAUGUAAGAAUUCUUCAUGAAUUUAACUUAUUUCUUAAUUGGGUGCCACAACCAUCAAAAUGUCUUAACAUACUUGUACAUCGAUCCCUCUUGAAGUAUCAUUCUAAUUCUCAUCGCUAUUCUUUUCACAAACUUAUCAAAAUGUUCUUGUCAAGUGUUAAUUCUCAAAAUAGCGAAACUAAUGUUGAAAUACAGCAGUUUAAAAAAGGAUUUGUUGUUUAUUUUGCAGAUUACUGGAAUACGUAUCAUGAUUAUGUUGAUGAUGGGAACUAUGACAUUAAUGUUAUAGCAGCACUUGAUUUGGAAAGGCAUAAUUUUGAAUAUUUGGAAAAGAUUUUGCCUGAAUUAGGAAUGGACAAUUCAUACAUAAAAAAAUAUACAGAAUCAGCUGAAUUAUAUACAAGCUAUUCAGAUUCACUAACAGAUUAUUUCAGGCAUCUUAAAAAAAGUGCACAAGAUGAUAGAUCUACAGCCCUUGUGGCAGUUGAAGAUACAACAUCAAAUCUUAAGGAUAGAUACAGAAUUGUCAUGAUGUUGGAUCUUCAUAGCAAAGCAGUCAUUUCUGAAAACGGAGCUGAAUACUACAUGAAUAUUUUUGUGGAAAUGAUAAUUCAAGUCAGUUUUUUUGAGGACUAUCUUCAUGGACCAAAAGAAGCUCUUGAUUAUUUAAAAUUUCGUAAAGAAAGAAUUAUAGAGCUGCAUAAGGAGCAUGGCCAUGAAAUUGUAAAAUAUGUGAACAAAUUUUUAAAUCAAAUGAAGAAAUACUGCUAUGAUGCAAGUGAUAUCGACACUUUAGUUGAAGUGUUGCAGUUAAGGGCAAGACUGUCAUGGCCAAUGGAAAAAUGCGUUGAAAAGUCAUGUAACAACUAUGAAAAAGGACGUGCUUAUUUUGGUUCUGGGUUUUAUGAGAAAGCAGUAAAAUUUUACAACAAAUAUUUAAAGGAAAAUAUUCAAGAGCACGAGUACCUGUAUACCAUUGUCAUGAUUUACUACUGCCAUAAGUUUAACGGAAAUGAGGAAAAGGCUACAGAAGUAGUUAGGCUUUUCGACUCCGAAUUAAUUCAUAAUAAAAUCAUCAGUUUAGUAGUUGAUUGGAAGAAUUACAAAAAAGUUCAUAUGAUUCUUAUUUUUCAUAGUAAAGUAAGACAUGGAACUGUAUAUCAUUACAUUCUAUUGGAAAAGCUUUUAUCAGCACUUGAUAAUAUUAUAAUGUUGCAAAAUGCAAUACUACUGCUACAAUAUCGUUAUUUGUCUAAAAUUAUUUCAUCUACUCCUGCUUUAGAGUCUAAAACAGUAGUUUAGAGUAAUUUUUUUUUAAUAAAAAUAAUUUUAAUUUG